AUGAGCAGGAGGAACGGGAACGGUCCUAAGCUCGACCUGAAGCUGAACCUUUCGUCGCCUCCUUCUCAAGCUAGCCAGAUGAGCCUGGUUCGAUCACCGAGCCAAUCCAACACGAGUUCACCGAGCUCAUGCGUUUCGUCUGAAACAAACCAAGAAGAGAUCGACACAAUAACCUCAAUGGUCCUUGUGGGUUGUCCUCGUUGCCUUAUGUAUGUUAUGCUUUCUCAAAAUGACCCUAAAUGUCCUAAAUGCAAAAGCACCGUUCUCCUCGAUUUCCUUCAUCAAAACGCUCCUGCCGCUACAACCGCUCCUGCCGCUACUACAAAACGCAACAAGAACAGGUGGAUUUGA
Molecule: messenger RNA, 351 nt
Organism: Arabis nemorensis
Lineage: Eukaryota; Viridiplantae; Streptophyta; Magnoliopsida; Brassicales; Brassicaceae
Source: the annotation of a GenBank genome assembly